Notolabrus celidotus (New Zealand spotty) is the source of this 5195-nucleotide messenger RNA. RefSeq names its product zinc finger protein 438 (gene znf438). Lineage: Eukaryota; Metazoa; Chordata; Actinopteri; Labriformes; Labridae. The record is from RefSeq and is a predicted model, not a curated record. Gene Ontology annotation, cellular component: nucleus.
CCAACAUCAAGUUGACGGUUUUGGCCCAAAAUGGCUGGAGAGAAACAGUUAUGAGGAUCGACGGUUUUACCAGGUAUUUACGAAAAAUGAGCCUGUCCGUGGCCUGAAGGUGCUUCCUCCCAUAACGGGGAUCCAGGGGGAGUGUGGAGAGGGGGGGACAGGACCUCAUCCCGGGCACCACCCAGAAAGAGGAGGAGCAGGGAGCAGCUGAGGAGGAGGGAUCAUCCAAUUGGUGGAUGCCUGGCCGUCCCCAUGCUGCCCUCCUGCUCAACCCUGACCUGUCUCCAGCGUAAACAGCAGAUCCUCACCUCUCACCUCUCCUGGCUUUACCUGAUAAUCUGUCUCUGUGGAUCACCCCUCACCCUUUUUUCUUCUCCGUCACCCUCAACCAUCACAUUCUCUUCACAAACAGGUUUUUGCGUUACCCUCUCGGCCUGAUCUCUGACCCCAGUCAGAUUAGAGUGGCCGGCGUUUCAAAUGCAGCAGCAGAUUGAGUAGCAUCUGUGACCUUCCUCUGCAUUUCUCUCCCUGCCCUGCUGUGAUGUACCCCUUUAGAACCACCACAAAGCCUGUUAGAUGGCCCUCACAGUCAGUUGGUAGCCAUCGAGUCCAUCACCUCAGAUGAAGAGCCUUCAGUUCCGGAGCAUUGCCCCCAAGGCCCCGGCCAUGGUGCCCUCCCCCUCACCUGCAGUCCUGUCCUGCCAGCCUCCCUCUGCCCUCCCAGAGGCCUCCACCGCCUCAAGCCCGAAGUCAAUUAUUGUGCCCGCCCAAAACUAUGCAUUGAUGCAAAUCGCAGGUCAGGAUGGCACCUUCUCUCUGGUGGCGCUGCCCCCUUCUGUCACCUCUCAAACACCACAGACACAACAGCAACAAACCCAGUCAGUUCAAAGGAAUCUCAAGUUGCCCAUUCCUAGAUACCAGCCAGCCAGGAGCAAGGGGACCCCAGAUAAAGUCAAAUCACCACCUCUUGCUGCCAGAAUGAAAACGCCCUCCAAAAUAUCUGUGGCAGCACAGACAUUGGCAAGUAGUUUAUCAAAGUGAUUAAGAAACAGGAGCCAGCACACAACCUUAGUGCCCAAAGAUGAGCCUUCAGAGCAGGUAAUCCUGAUUGACCCGGCCUCCUCAGACAUCUCUGUCACCGCUCUACUCCCAGACAAUGCUGUCCUGUACCCAGGUUCUCAGUUAGAGCGAGCGCCAGAUAGCUCCGAACAACCUGCUACAGCUGGCCUUACAAACCUACAGUACUCUCCUGCUGCUGUCAAGAGCUCACCAUGCAAAUCUCCUGAAGAAAGUAAGACUAUAGUAAGGCUUUGCCAAUCUAAACAGACUGCAGCACAGUCCCAGAGCAGUAUCACUGUCCUGUCCCCAGCCAUUUUUAGCAAAGCAGUCCAGAUUAUCCCGUCCCCACCGAAAGGUAAAUUGCCCAUUCUGCCCUACUCUAAAAUGAAGAGCACCCUUAUCCCAGCAGCUAAACUGAAUCUGUCCCCUGAGAAGAAGAGUUUCCCUUGCCAGACAGGGCUCCCCAGCCCUUUAGAUCCUCCAUCCAAGAUCAUCGAGAAAGCAGAGGCUUUAGGUCACAACCAGGUGCCAAACUCCACUCUGCAGCCCCAGAACAAGACCACACUCAUGCCUGUUUUGGGAACUCUCCAGAAACCAUCUGGCAAGAAGAGGGGAAGGAAAAGAAAGACAAUGGAAGACAUCUUGGCAUUUGAGGCAAGAAAGAACCGAUCCUUGUCUUUCUUUCGUAGAAGGGUCCAAGAGAAACCGCCAGCAGUUGUUUCAGGUUCUAAACAAAAAGAAGUUGAUAUUUCAAAGAAGUAUCGUAGCAUCCGACCCAAGCCCAUGUUGGUGAUGGAGACAGUUCCCCAACUGGUUAGUUUGCCUGCCAUCAAUCCAGACGGCCAAGAACAGGAGCUUGUACUCAGUCAUCAGCUCCCUGCCACCACCACAUCCAAGGCCCUGGACUGUCCUCAGCCAGCCCCAGUGACGCUACACCUGAGAGGCGCCACCCACCCCAGAGUGUUCAUCGGCAGCCGACCUAUUCACCGCUGCCCAACCUGCAGCCGCUGUUUCCAGUUCAAGCAUCACCUCCAGAGCCACAUGAACAGCCACACCAACAGUCGUCCAUAUGUGUGCCCAGUCUGCCUUAAAGCGUACGCUCACUCCGGCAGCCUGAGCACCCACAUGAAGCUUCACCACUCUGAGGUACGCACACGUCGGUCCCUGGGCUGUGAGUUCUGUGAGAAGGCCUUUGGAUAUGUAGGUUACUUCAGUCACCUGAGAGAGGUCCACAAAGUGGUGCUGACUGUGGAGCCCUCCAUCAGCCAGCAUGAGGAUGUGUCUGUGGAGGGGGCCAACUCGCUGGGACCAUCUGAAGAGCAGGAUCGUGAAGACCCCGUGGAGCUGCAGAUCAAAUGUGGUCGCUGCCAAGCCAUCACUCCUACGUUUGCCGACAUGAAGAUGCACUUGCUGUAUGUGCACGGCGAGGACGUCCAUGUUCAACUCCAAGAUGGCCAACCAGUGCGGGAUGGCCUUGUGGCUGAGAAUGAGCUUGUAAAGCACGCUGCACACUACUGGCGACAGCUCAACGAGAAGCGCAACCUGGUCAAGUGUGGUAACUGCGAUGAAGAGUUCUUCUCCUUCUCCAAGCUCAAGAGGCACAUCAUGUCUCACCACUGUGGGAGGGAGGGAGACAUUGGGUCUGUCCCAUCACCAGAGAGUGGCAGUGGCUUGGGGGUCCUUGCAGCAGGUACGUCCUUCAACUGCGUGCUUUGCAGCGAGGUGUUGGACACGAAAGAGGCGGUCAUGGCACACUGGAGGAGUCGCCACCACUGUGAGCAGCCUGGUCUGCUGUGGGAUGCCUUGAGCUCGUACUCAGGGCAGGAGGAGGCUGAGGCAAACAGAGACUUGGACACUCCUGCUUCAAGUCCGCACUAUCCAGCCUAACUGUUGGAUGGGCAGGGAGCCCCUUUCUGUGGGUCCUCGCCGUACACACUCAGAGUUAAUAUUUAGCAGCACAGGGAUGGAGAGUUUCCCUUAUGUAUUUUAGCACUUCUUCUUUCACUGAGUCAGGCUGUGGGCUCACUCCAAAAUAAAUUAAUUAAAAAAAGAGAGAUCAAGCCACAGGUGAAAAAGAUCAAUGUGUUACAAUGAAUAAGGGAGAGUCUCUCUAGGUCACAGAUUACAAUUUUAUAAACAAUAUUUUUUUUCACAUGUUUUAAUUGCACUGUUCUUUUUUGUUUUUGUUUGAAGGUGAGUAUUUAAUGUCCAGUCGUUUUUUUCUACUACUUAUUUAAUGUUAUUAAAAGGUUAAUUUAUAACCACGCUGACGCAUUAGAACUUUGGGUCAUGUCACUCUGAUCUCUUGUGGUAUGUAGCCAUGCAGAAAAUAUGAUUGUAUAUGCUUCUUUUUGUCAGGGGCGGGAUAUUUUUGCCUCCACUCCAUUGAAUAUUUACGACAAAAAAAAAAACAGGGCGAUAGGCUGAAUAUGAAAUGGAGUUUUUGCAAGUCAGGGUCAACAAGGUAAAGCAGGUUUGAACAAAUUUGAAAUUCCAUGCAGUUUAAUUAAGAGAGUAAUUUUAAAAUGUAUUUGUUUAUUGCAUGAGCACAACAAACAAAAUUCUGUUCACCAUGUUUUUGCUUUACAGGUUGAGGCAGCAAUCUCAAAGACACCUUCUUGAUUGAAAUGAAUGAAUCUGCGUGGCUUGAUACCACAGUGAGAAAGAAAGAAAAUACUGUUUUAGUUUGGGUGUGCUGGCCUUUAAAGAUACUGAAAAAUGUAAAGCUAUCAACAUGGGUACACUGCUACUGUCGCACUGGGAGUCAAUCAAGGAUCAGCCGGGGAUUAUUACAGGUAAAAUUAAAUUGGCAUUCAAACCCAAUCCUGUUAUGUAGUUUUGCUCCUUUAAUCAAAAGUUCUGACUUGAACUCUCACAGUGUGAUUAAAGGAAGUUUCAGGGUCCUCUGCCAACCUGGACCCAUGAAGGAACACUUUUCUUACCAGCACCUAAGUGACAUCCUCGUGGCCUUCUGAAAAAAAUCUGUGUUUAUGCGUAAUGUGGCUUAUCGUCGGUGCAGUCCUCUGUAGGCCAGGUUCUAUCUCUUUGACUUAUUAAGUAAUGCCUAUGCGUGUAUUCUGUGGUAUGCCAAGGGUCUAUUCACACUAGUGAUUGUAGAAGUGAAUUUUGCAUUCAAGCUUUCUAACCACUGACAGAAUACUUUUUGUUGACUUAGUAAAGAUGCAAAGGAAAACAUGGUAUCGCAUACCUGUUAUUGCCAGCUCAUGUGCUCACCUGUGGAGUAGUGGCAUCCAGACUCUAUUAUUAGAGUUAAUUUAAACUGUUGUCAAGUCCAGAAAAAUAUGCUAUUUUCUACUCUAGAUUAAUACAGAGGUCUUUUAGUAUAUUUAUGCUUGUUGUUGGUACAUAAAGAACCAGCUCUGAGACAUUUGUGUUUGCUUCUUCUAACUUUGGGGGUUGCUAAAUGUCUUGUUUCUCAGUUGGGAGAUCACUUCUUCAAAGCAGGAGCUCUGCUAACAUUUGUCUGUGUUUAUAUUUCGUAUGAAGAAAAAAAAAAACAACAGGGUCAAGUGAAUGUACCUGAAUGUUUAAAAAACCCUACCAAAAGUAUAUAUAUGCUAUAUAGACUUAUUCCAUAGAUAGAAUAUAUAGAUAUAUGGAGAAAAAUAUAUAUAUAUUUACAUAUAGUUAACUAGUGAAUCAGCUGCUUCGUUAUGUCACAGUGGAGGUUGGAAUCGAGAUAACUAUAUCAUUGCCAAACUGGCAACAAAAGCCAUGCAGAGCUGUCCUUAUGUGUCUGACACAAAAUACAGGAUUGUGAAUAAAGGUCAAAGCACUGAUGUGUACACGUGGCACUGAGUGGGUAAUCUAGUUUACUACUGUUCAUCGAAAAAGAUGUUGAGUGUUCAUCAGUGACUUUCCUUUGUUUCAAGCCUUCAUAACAAACCAGGAAGUGACAGAAUAAGGGUCAGACUCUUUUUUUCCUCAGAUAAUAAAACAUACGUUACUGUCAGCACAAGUCGGGAGAUAAAAAAUCCCACAUUGGUGAUAUAAUGCGUUUUGCUCACUUGUUUGACUGUGUCCAAAAAAAAAAGACUGAAAUGUUUGUGCUUGUGACUGUUUGUGUUCCCGAAGAACCUGAUGUUUAUGAGAAUAAAGAUAUGCUUUGUUGAGAA